AUGGCUUCCGAACGCGUGCGGCCAUCUCAGCGCUUUCAGCGCCUGCUGGAUCAGCUUUCUCAAUGUCAUGAAGAGGAGCUGAAUCGCACCGUGCCGACAUGGCUCUCGGCAGACGUCGACAGGGUGCGCCACGAGCUGACUUGCCCAAAAUGCAGCUUCAACUUGAAUGUCGCGCUGCCAAAUUCGGUGAACGAAGACACGAAGUGGGGAACGCGUGUACGAGCGCCAGUCCAUUCAGACACAAUCUGUAGUGGUUCUGGCAUCCGAGUGGAAGAGAUCACUUCUCCUCCGCCCGUGCCACGACCUGCCAAUCUGUUGACGGUGGCCGACGCGAUGCCCCUGAAGUUGAGGGGGGACUUGGAUGCCACUCCACGGAGUUCGGAAAGCGAUGUGUCCGUGCUGGAGGACGAUCAGGACUUGCCAGCGCAGCGAAUCACCAACGCAGUUUCCGGUAUCUCCAACGUCACGUCACACCGCUCUCGAUCUCAAGGUGCUGACGAGCGCUUUCCCCUGCGCCGCCUAUGGGCCUUGGAGAGCAAAGUGACAACCAUGCGUGUGACACGAAGAGCUGCUAGCAAAAGCAAGUCCAUUGAAUUGGAGGACACUCUCUCCGGUUCAGCACAGGCGAAACAGGAGUCCGAUGGGUACACAGAAGCCAUGGCCGACUGGAGACGUCGCCUGAUCUCGUACCCCAGCAGCCUCCACCGCUUGGUUUGGGACAUGAUGGGAGGUCUCUUGAUUAUGUACGACCUCUUUGCAGUUCCGCUUCAAGCCUUUGAUCCGCCGGAAUCAACAGCGGGCCUUGCGAUGGACUGGAUCACGCUGGUGUAUUGGACGAUGAAUGUGGGAGCUUCCCUUACGACUGGCUACGUCGAGGAAGGCAUUACGGUCAUGGACCCGUCACUGAUUGUCCUCCGCUAUCUGAGGACUUGGUUCAUUGUGGACUUGGUCGUGCUUGGACCGGACUGGGUCUUCACCAUCAUUGCAUCGGAUUCUGGCAAUGAGGUGCGGAUGCUGCGGGUCGUGAGGCUUGCACGAGUAAUCCGCUUGCUGAGACUCGUACGCUUAAAGCGUUUGUUCGAGAAGAUCGAAGAUGCCCUCGAUUCUGAGUACUACAGUGUGCUCUUCAAUAUCUUCAAGAUGAUGCUGCUGCUCUUCACUGUGAACCACGUGAUUGCAUGUGCCUGGUAUGCGCUGGCAGAUCUGCAGCCGGGAGGUGUGAACACGUGGGUUGACACCUUGCGCCUCACAAUGAGCUUAGAGUCUUUCGACUGGGUACAUCUGUACUUGGUGUCCCUGCACUGGAGCCUCACGCAGUUCACCCCAGCAGGCAUGGACGUCACACCGACAAACGAGAUCGAGCGGGGCUUCACGAUCGGUGUUGUGAUUUUUGCCUUGGUCGGCUUUGCUUAUGUUGUGGGAAGCAUAACUGCAAGCCUCGGCCAGCUGCGAGCCAUGUCCGAAGAGGCCUCCAAGGACUUCUGGCAGAUGCGGCGCUUCUUGAACCAGAACUCGGUCGACCACAUACUUGCCGCACGAAUUCAACGAUUCGUCGAGUAUGCUUACACCCGGCAGCAAAAGACCAUGUCCAUCAACCAAGUGAAGGUCCUCUCUCUGCUAUCCAAGCAGCUGAUGGAGGAGCUUCAGUCCACCAUCAACCAGCCACACAUGAAAGUGCACCCUCUCUUCAACUUCCUCAACGAGUUCUCGUUCAUCACUAUGAACCGCCUGGCCAAGGAGUCGGUCUCUCAUAUGGAGAUGGCGCAGGGCGACACUCUUUUCCUGCCGGAGCAGCAUGCAACCUGCAUGUACUUCGUGGCCUUUGGUCGGCUGGAGUAUGUCCGGGUUCUUGAGAGUGGCGAGAUCAAGGAGUUUGUGGACAAGGGCGAGGACUGGCUUGCGGAGCCUUCGCUAUGGACAGAAAACUGGUAUCACGUUGGCGAAGCCAAAGCCUACACUGACUGUGAAGUGCUCCUGAUAGACCCGCAGGCCUUCGAGAACAUUCUGAAUGUGGUGAGACCAGUCGCCAGCAUUGUAGCUCAAUAUUGCAGGCUCUUCAUGGUCUGGCUCGAGAGCUUGGAAGAGCAGGAGGGCAUGCUUACCGAUGUCAUCCAAGGUGAUCAAGUCUCUGACACCAUCAGAAGCUUUCUGCCUAGCUGGAUGAUAGAGAAGCACGAUGAGGCAGCCCUUCCAGAGCCUGGCGAGCAGACGCGACGUAAGUCAAUAUCGGUGCGCCUCAAGAAAGGCUUUUCAACUGGCUUCCAGUAUUUGGCUGGCAACGGCAAGUGA
This is a messenger RNA of Symbiodinium sp. CCMP2592, 2289 nucleotides long. Lineage: Eukaryota; Dinophyceae; Suessiales; Symbiodiniaceae. The record is from the annotation of a GenBank genome assembly.